AUGUCUGGAGAACAAAUGAUCUCGACUGGAUUACAAGAUGAACUUAUUCGCUUGGAUGAAAAUUCGUUACAUACAAGAUAUAAGUUUGGUGUAUUGCUUGUCAAAGAAAACCAGACAAAAGAAGAAGAAUGGUUUUCGAAUGAGAAUGAUUCUAGUGCAUUUAAUGAAUUCCUUGACAUUAUUGGACGGAAAAUCGAACUUAAGGGGUACUCGGGAUGGGCAGCCGGUUUAGAUACCAAAAGUGGUGAUUCAGGGGAAUUCUGCUAUACAAACAAAUGGAAUGAGAAUAAUCUUGCGUAUCAUGUAUCUACACUUUUGCCUUCCAAAGCAGGCGAUAAGCAACAAAUUCAAAGAAAAAGACAUAUUGGCAAUGAUAUUGUUUGUCUUGUGUUUGUGGAAGGAAAUCAGCCAUUUAAUCCAACAGCUAUUAAAUCACAAUUCCUGCAUGUGUUUAUUAUCGUUCAUAAAGAGAGCUGGAAAGACACGCAUGCCUGGAGAGUAGAGAUUGUCUCUGUAGAAGACGUACCACCUUUUGGUCCACCUUUGCCUGGUAAAUCAGCUGUAUUUUUUGAUAAAAAGGAACUGGAAAGUUAUCUUGUAGCCAAGUUGGUCAAUGCAGAAUAUGCUGCGUUCAAGUCUCCUAAAUUUGCUUUGCCUAUGAACCGUGCUAGAGAAGGCAUUUUUACCAACCUUGUAGAAAAAGGAUAUCAUAUGUUACGCACAGAAGAAACUGAGCCUACAGAAGAAGUGAAAGAAGACACAGUGAAAAAGCAUACCAAAUCACCCUCCACGUCUUCUUCUAUCAGCACUAUUGUUUCCCCUACACCCUCUAAAUCGAAUGCUAUUCGUGAAUUUUCUGAGAACAUUGUCACCAAGAAUGAUAACUCGCUUUAUUGUGAUCCACAGGAUUAUCAGCAAUUUCUAACAAUCAGAGCAUUUGAUGCCAUUGUGAAUGAUUAUUUACAGAAUUUAUCUUCUAAAAAGAGAGAUAAAGCACUGGUAGAUAAUCACAGAUAUUCAUUGAUACUUCAAGUACUGAAAGAUCCAAGAAAUACAGCUAUUUCUACUGCUCAAUUUCGAUUCUGGGUGAAGAAAAUGUUUCGUCUCUCUACUACAGUGGAUAAUAUAGAAUAUGUAUGCCAUGACGACAAACCUGUAGCAACUCGUGAAGAUAUCUAUUUCAUCUUGACUAGAGCACAUAAAGAAGCACAUCAUGGCGGUAGAGAUAAGACAUCAGCUUUGGUACGCAAACGCUAUUCUUGGAUUCCUAAAGAGUUAAUUGCUCGCUUUGUACGUCAUUGUCCAUUCUGUAUUUCUAGAAGAAAUGAUACCAAUAGACCAAAUCAUCCUUGUUAUUCUGCUGCUUCUAUUUCUAUGGCUGCUACAGUGGCAACAUCAGCUGCUGUGACAGCUGUUGCAUUGUCUUUUAUGGCUCCUUCUCCUCCUUUAGAUAACCAUGUAGACUUUUAUUAUCCUUCAGAGAGCCCAGCUAGUGAUAGGCAGGAUUCUUGUUCACCUAAACCUAAUCAUUUAUUUGGAUCGUAUUUCGAUGGUCAUUCUGCAGAUGCUGCUGCUGCUGCUGCUGUUGUCACUGCUGCUGCUAUUGCUGCUGCUAACUCAAACCGACUUCAUCAAGACCCUGAGCCUAGAGUCACACCAUCACCGCAACCCAAAUCUUGUUAUUAUGGCAAACAUGGCUUAUUGUUAUCGCCUUCACCCGAUGAAAGUAAUAUACCAAGUCCUACUGAUUCUAUUUUAAAUACUGAAUUUUAA
Molecule: messenger RNA, 1773 nt
Organism: Gilbertella persicaria
Lineage: Eukaryota; Fungi; Mucoromycota; Mucoromycetes; Mucorales; Choanephoraceae
Exons: 8
Coding region: 1-1773 (590 amino acids)
Biological process (GO): regulation of small GTPase mediated signal transduction; activation of GTPase activity
Cellular component (GO): cytoplasm
Molecular function (GO): GTPase activator activity
Source: RefSeq, a predicted model, not a curated record